CAUCACCAGCAGCCGCCCGCGAUCAGCCAGCUUUGUGAGGGAUGGUGCAGGCCUGAUGGCGCAGUCUGAGCCGCUGGUGCCGACGGCGCCCCCUGUGGAGCCGAGGCCCCUGGAGCUGGACGUCCUGGGCUUCUUGGGGCAGCUGGAGGUGGAAAACAGCACGGCGGAGAGAUGCUACAGCUCACACUCCCGCAGCAGCGUCCUGCAGGGCCUGCCGUUCGGGGGCGUGCCCACGGUGCUCGCCAUCAACGUGGUGCUCUGGAUGUUUUUAUUGCUCAUCUUUUCUUGUCUGAGGAAGGCGGCGUGGGACUACGGCCGCCUGGCCCUGCUCAUGGAGAACGACAGCCUGACGUCCCUGUUUUAUGGAGAACCCAGUGAGAAAGAGAAGUCUCCCUCUGAGUCCAGCCCGUCCGACUCCGACACCAAGGACAUGGGCUUCUGCUCGUGGCUCUCGUCUCUUUACCAUAUGAAGGAUGAGGAGAUCCGCAGUAAAUGUGGCAUCGACGCCGUCACGUACCUGUCCUUCCAGCGUCACAUCAUCCUGCUCAUGACGGUGGUUUCCCUGCUGUCUUUGGCCGUGAUCCUGCCGGUCAACUUUUCCGGGAACCUUCUGGGAGACAGUCCAGAGAACUUUGGAAGAACAACACUGGCCAAUGUUAGUGCAAAGGACAGUUUUCUGUGGCUGCACAGCAUCUUCGCUCUGGUCUACUUCAUCAUCACACUGCUGUGUAUGGCUCACCACUCGAUCCGCUUGGAAUACAGAGAAGAUGAGAAGGUUGCCAGGACGCUGAUGAUAACCUGCAUACCCAGAGAGAUCUCAGACCCGGGACUCAUCACCAAACACUUCCACGAGGCGUACCCCAGCUGCACCGUCACUGACAUCCGUUUCUGCUUUGACGUGCACAAACUGAUGAGGCUGGACCUGGAGAGACGGAAAGCGAUGAAAGGCCGACUGUAUUUUGCCACGAAAGCCCAGAAAGAGGGUAAAAUCAUGAUCAAGACGCACCCCUGUGCUCAGAUAUUCUGCUGCGACAUAUGUGGAUUUGAGAAGGUGGAUGCAGAACAGUACUACAGUGAACUGGAGGAGAAGCGCACGGAUGAGUUUAAUGCCGAGAAGAACCGCAUCUCCAUGAAGAGGCUGGGCAUCGCCUUCGUAACCUUCCGUGACGAGAGGAUGACGGCUGUCAUCGUGAAGGACUACGGCCGUGUGCACUGCCGCCGCAGACCCCAGCAGUCCAGCAUCACCACCGUGGUGCAGUCGCACAAGUGGGGCGUCAGCUACGCCCCGGCUCCAACUGACAUCAUCUGGGAGAACCUGUCGGUGUGCGGCUCUCGCUGGUGGCUCCGCUGCGUCCUCCUCAACAUCCUCCUCUUCCUGCUGCUCUUCUUCCUCACCACUCCCGCCAUCAUCGUCAACACCAUGGACAAGUUCAACGUCACGAGGCCCGUGGAGAGCCUGAGGAGCCCGGUCGUUACGCAGUUCUUCCCGACCCUCCUGCUGUGGGCGUUCUCCGUGCUCCUGCCCUUCAUCGUCUACUACUCCGCCUUCUUCGAAUCCCACUGGACCAGGUCCGGUGAGAACCAGGUGACGAUGCACAAGUGCUUCUUACUGCUGGUCUUCAUGGUCAUCAUCCUGCCCUCGCUGGGACUGUCCAGUCUGGACCUGUUCUUCACUUGGCUCUUCGACGUUCAUUUUCUGGAUGAUAAGAAUGUGAAAUUCCAAUGCGUGUUCCUUCCGGACAACGGGGCGUUCUUCGUGAACUACGUGAUCACGUCCAGCCUGAUCGGCACGGCGAUGGAGCUGCUGCGCAUCCCGGCGCUGACGGUCUACGCCCUCCGCCUCUGCUUCGCCAAGUCCCAGGCCGAGCGGAUCCAUGUGAAGCGGAGUCAAGCCUAUGAGUUCCAGUUCGGCCUGGAGUACGCCUGGACCAUGUGCAUCUUCGCCGUCAGCAUGACCUACAGCAUCACGUGUCCCAUCAUUACACCCUUCGGCCUGCUCUACGUGAUCCUGAAGCACAUGGUGGACCGAUACAACAUCUACUACGCAUACGUUCCCACCAAGCUCAACCAGCGCAUCCACCGGGCGGCCAUCAGCCAGGUCAUGGUGGCGCCCAUCCUCUGCAUGUUCUGGCUGCUCUUCUUCUCUGUGCUCAGACUAGGUCCGAUCCACCCCAUCACCCUCUUCACCUCAGUGUCUCUGAUCUCCUGCAUGGCCUGCUAUCUCCUCCGCUUGUGCCUUAGAAAGCAGCCGGACAAGUCGACCAGUUACCAGAUGUCCGACCAGCCGGCCGAGGGGACGUUCACCGACGCAGACAGGAGCGCCGUGACGUCCACCACCGCCUCCAGUCUCUUCGUGGCGUCCGUGCUGCUGGAGCCGGAGCUGGCUCUGACUCCGAUGCCCUCCCCGGCUCACCACAGCUAUGGCGCCAUGGCCAGCUCCCAGAGUUCAGGCCACGGCGCGGCGGAGGAGGAGGACGGCGACGGGGAGCACGCCCAGACCCGCGAGACCGAGCUGCAGGACCCCCCGGACCCGUACUGCUCCGGCCCGCUCAUGGACAGCCCCGUGGGCUACCAGUAACCCCCGGCCGCCCAGACCCACGUCCACAUGUGGAGCGCCGACUCGUAAUGCUGCGUCUUCACCGCUGACCUCAGACUCCAACUCAGCUGCCUCAGACCCCGAGACCAGACCGCCAACGAAGGAAUAGACCCGCCAAAUCCGCCCGCGCACAUCACGACGCCUCCCGAACAUCUCAAGGCUUUAUCUGCAAGCUCCAAGUCGGGGUGGCUCUGCGAUGAGGGGAAGGGGGGCGCGCUUGGACGCCAGCGGAGGUGAAAGUUCCCGCCGGAGUGGGCGGUGUGAGCAGGCCUGCCCCGGCAGACUGGCAGAGUGGUCCGGGCCCGGGUGGUGAUAUCUGGUUCCCUCUGAGGGUGAGGCCGGCGAGUUGUGAAGCCAUCUGCAGUGAGAGAGCAGACAGACGGAGGGCCGAAUGUAACCGGGAGAUGUACUGUAAUAUAUGUACGCCUCUCCUCAGACACUCGCGCAGCUCGACUCAACCCGCAGCUCCGCUGUAACCAGGACCGACUGGAAGUUGCUAUUUUUGCUACAGUAUUUUCAGUGUCGUCGAUAUCGUGCUUCGGG
Molecule: messenger RNA, 3139 nt
Organism: Salarias fasciatus (jewelled blenny)
Lineage: Eukaryota; Metazoa; Chordata; Actinopteri; Blenniiformes; Blenniidae
Gene: tmem63c
Product: transmembrane protein 63C
Exons: 23
Coding region: 56-2578 (840 amino acids)
Cellular component (GO): plasma membrane
Molecular function (GO): calcium-activated cation channel activity
Source: RefSeq, a predicted model, not a curated record